This is a messenger RNA of Monascus purpureus, 450 nucleotides long. The record is from the annotation of a GenBank genome assembly. Lineage: Eukaryota; Fungi; Ascomycota; Eurotiomycetes; Eurotiales; Aspergillaceae.
AUGAGGUUUGUCAAAGAGAAGACGAACAUCCCUGUACCGUCUGUUAUAGCAUGGGGUCUCAGUCACGAGAAUCCACUUGGCCUCGGGGCCUUCAUCAUCAUGGAGUUUAUUGAGGGAGAACCUUUAGACACGAUCUUAAGGCAAGGUACUGGCCCAGAAAAAGCUCGCUCUCUCCGAUUGGACAUUAGUGAUGAAGAACUGGAAACCAUAUAUCGCCAAAUUGCGAAUUUUCUGUUGGACCUUUCAGCAUAUAAUUUUCCGCACAUAGGUUCGCUCUCUGGAAACGCGGAUUUCAGCAGUGUCAUUGACUCGAGGCCAUUGACGCUGAAGAUGAAUGAAAUAGAGAGCCACGGGGGCGUUCGCGCCAUAUCUCUGAGACAUUCUCUUCAGCUACCAGCUAUUUUCAAUAUGUGGGAAGCAAGACAUGCAGCAUCUGUGGGACCAACCUAA